Messenger RNA from Paramecium pentaurelia, 829 nucleotides. The record is from the annotation of a GenBank genome assembly. Lineage: Eukaryota; Ciliophora; Oligohymenophorea; Peniculida; Parameciidae.
AAUGCUUAAGCAUCUUUACGAUACAGACUGUGUUACUUGGUCACCAUAAGGCAAAUUAUUCUAAGUAGAAUAUGCUAUGGAAGCUGUCAAAUAAGGAAGCAUAUGUUUGGGACUCAAAUCAAACGAAAAUGUAGUAUUAUGCAGUCUCAAAAGACAACCAUCUGAAUUAGCAGGCUAUUAAGAAAAAUAAUUUAAAAUAGAUGAUCAUAUGGCUAUUGCUAUUGCUGGAUUAACAGCAGAUGCACGUAUUAAAUUAUAUAUAUAAAUACAGGUGUUUUAUGUAAAUAUAUGAGAACAGAAUGCUUAGAAUAUAAAUAUACAUAUGAAUCUCAUCAUCCAGUAGGAAGAUUAGUUUACAAAGUUGCAGAAAGUAUGAUAUAUAUCAAAUUUGAAAAGAGUCUCAACAUAAAACUUAAAGUGGGGCUAAGAGACCCUAUGGUGUAGGAUUAUUGGUUGCUGGUAUUGAUCCAAAUGGUGUUCAUUUAUUUGAAACAUGUCCAUCUGGCAAUUAUUAUGAAUAUAAAUGUUAAGCUAUAGGUUCAAGAUCAUAAGCUGCUAGAACUUAUUUUGAAAGUUGGUUCCAUUUAUUUGAAAAAAGUACUUUAGAAUAACUUAUUUUACAUGGAUUAAGUGCUAUCAAGAAGGCUAUUAUGGAAGAUGAAGAGUAUUUUAAGAUAUUAUAAAUAUAAUAGAUUAAAUGAGAAAAAUGUAGAAGUUGGAAUUUUAGGUAAGAAUUAGAAAUUUACACAUUUAAAUGCUUAAGAAUUAAGAGAUUAUAUUGCUAAAUUAGAUGCUUUUAAUCCUAAUUCUUAAAUAUAAUAAGAAUGAU